This is a messenger RNA of Drosophila gunungcola (fruit fly), 3012 nucleotides long. RefSeq lists its product as uncharacterized. Gene Ontology annotation, biological process: synapse organization. The record is from RefSeq and is a predicted model, not a curated record. NCBI's taxonomy places the organism in Eukaryota, Metazoa, Arthropoda, Insecta, Diptera, Drosophilidae. Gene Ontology annotation, cellular component: neuron projection membrane.
GUAUGUUUUUAAAAAACUAGGCUUACAUAUUACUCCAACCCACCCCGUCCAGACAAAAAAAUUCCCAGUUUUAGCAUUAUACUGGGAAAGCUUUGGGACAAAAGGAGAAAUGGGAUAAGCUGUGGUAAGUUUCUGCAGAAGCUGCGUGUAAAUCAACCAGGCGUUGAGUGUGCAGUCAAGCUUUCACUCAAACCUCCUGAGCUUUUUAUUUGGAUGCUUGGAACGGACUAAAGACUUUUUGCGAACGACAGUUCAUUUCGGUUUGCAAGGAUAAGCGAUACCUACGUGCUCGCCGGAUAGAGCGCAUGAAUAAAACGCACCUGACUUCGUAUUUCUUUCUGUCUUUUGUGGAAUAGUCCCAGCAAGUUAUUUUUUUUGUGUAAAAUUGUGUUGGUUUUAAGUCGACAAGGGUCGCAAAUAAAAAACUAAUUAAUAUAAUUAUAUAUUUUUUCCAAUCUUAAUACAAAAGUGUAAGUGUCUCGAUUUUAAUGUGUCGUGUGUUAACAAAGGAAGUGAUUUUAUAUUUGCGACAGUUCCUGGUAUCCUGAACCGUAGGCACAACACAAAGCUCAACAUGUAUUUCAAAUAAUAAAAAAGGCAAAGAUUUGCACAACUAUCAACAAGAUUCAGUGCCAGAAAGCAGCGGAGUUUUUCGAAACUAUGAUGAAGGUUACUGAUUUCUCUCGAGCACAUUCCGCAAGUCACGUCGCCCCGUGCAAAGGAUGAGGCUUUCAAAAGGAUAUAGGACAUUAUCACCAGCAUCGAAAGCUGCCCAAACGCCGACACUUUCCUACAACUCAGAAACUAGUCUGAGCCUCCUUCGGCUGCUUGCUAUUGUCUCGUUGAUUGGAACGCAAGCUCAUGUUAUAUGCACGGAAUCCGUCGAACAGAAAGCAGCUUCGGCAAGUACAAACAUUAAAAUCGGCGAGAAUAGUACUUUGCUUUUUGAUGACUAUAAUAAAACUAAAACAACAUUAUCAACUGCUGGAUACCUAUCAGCCACAAGAGCAACUCUAUACGCGUUUUCGUCGCAAAACCAGGACCAGUCCCAAAUGACAGUAAAAGCGUCAAACUCGUCCCUUAGCGCUAUCCCAACGAAAAAAAGCCGCGACAAAAAACCGAUGGAAACACCAGGUGGCUUUGACACUAGCAAUAGCCCUUUAAUCAAAAAAUUAACAGACAUUACUUGGCGCUUAGGAACCACAGAUCAGCUACCGACAGUGACAAUGCCAACAACAUCAUUUGCAUCCCUGAAAGUCGAUAGGAGCACCAUAAAGCAGCCUAUCGAUUCCACGCGAACGAGAAAUCAUUGGACAGCAAGUGGAUUCGCCCGUGUUACAGAACGACCGCGAAGUAAGCACCACCACGAGCACCACUGGGGACCUUUCUUCGAGGAGCCCCUCAGCUCGGCAGCCUCGGGCGACAACCUUAUUUCCGCCGUACAUUUGUUUACGGAGGCAGUGCUUAAUUGCCGUGUUGGUAUGCUCAAGGACAAGACAGUCAUGUGGGUCAGACGAACGGCAGAGAAGGUAUCACUUCUGACUGUUGGUAACGUCACCUACAGUGGAGACCCGAGGAUUCGGGUAAAGUUCCAGUAUCCAAAUAAUUGGCGGUUGCUUAUCAAUCCAACACAGACUGAAGAUGCCGGAGUUUACAUGUGCCAGGUUUCCACACAUCCUCCCAGGGUAUUCACUACAAAUCUCACUAUCUUGGAACCCCCCUUAAGGAUAAUUGAUGAACACGAGAGGGAUGUAGGUGACCGCUAUUAUAAGUCAGGAAGCACCGUCGAUCUGCAAUGCCAAAUAUCACGCAGUUUCUUCCAAAAAGAACGACAUACGAUUCUGAAGUCAACUGAUUCUGUAAAUGAUUCUCUACAGAAACUUUUUAACGAUACGACCAGUGAGCUUUAUUUAAUCGGGAACACAAGUCGGACGCAACAUAAAUUCUCUGGACAGGAUCUGGAAAAAUAUUUCCUCAAGUUUAUUACUUGGGCGAAGGAUGAAGAACCACUCCUAGGAUUGACCAAUACGCGCUUAAGUGUUUCCGAUGUGUGGCUAACGAGCCGUAUCUCGAUUGGAGAAGCAAAGCUUUCCGAUAGUGGAAACUAUUCCUGUUCCCUCGGCAGAUUGUUUACCGUAAUUGUCCAAGUACAAGUGCUCACAGGGGAACUACCCGCGGCUGUCCAGCACAAUGUAGCAUCAAGGCUCGAUAUCUGUUCUCUUGCUCCUUUGGGACUCCUCAUUGGACUCCUUUUUCUCUCCAAUUUUCUGCAAACUGAACGUCGAUAAUUCUGAGGCAAUACCGUGGUCGGCAUCAGCAACUGAAGCCAUUCGAUUUUCAAAAAACAAUUAACCAAUAAUAUUAAGGUUAACCAAUGAUUAUGGUUCUAAAUUAUAUUUUAGUUCUUAAGUUUAGAAUCAGAGAGGUAUUUUAUUACAUAUUUUUGUUAAAGUGCCUAUGCUGUAUAAGUCAUGGAGACUAAACCUUGUUUUAAAAAAAAAUUUUAUUUAAAUUCAAAAUUAGUACUUGAUAAAAAUCGGGCUACAGACCGGAAUCAAUAUUCCAGAUUAUUGCAAAGAAACCUACGGCCUAAAAUUACUCGCAGAAUUUUUAGUCCGAUUGUUUUAGUAAUGAUAUUGACAGCUUGUUAGUUUCUAAUGAUACCUCUCAAAGAGUUAAGAAAAAAAAAUUUAAGUUACCCUUCCGCAACUAUUUAAAACUGGUUAAAAUCUGCAUAUAUGCAUUACAUACAUUUUUUUUUAGUUCUGCAGGUAAAUUGAAUGUACCAUACGUUAUUCCUUUUUUAUUCCAUUCCAUUAAUUCACAGGAUAAAAAGAUCUUUCAAGAAAACAACUAUCUGAUUAAAACCCUUUGCGGUAUACUACUUUUUCAUCACCUAUUUAACCGUUUGUAUUUCUGGCCUUGGGCACUCCUUAUAUUCUGACGUUUUACUUGGGGGUUUUAAAUUAAUUAUUUCCGUAAUAUUGAUUUAAUUUUAGACAAAAUUAAAAA